AUGAGAAAUAAAAAACCAUACAAAUUAAAGCUUGAAUAGAAAUCAUUUAAAGAUUAAAUCUCUUCAACUUAAUUAGGAGAUAUAGUGGAAAAUGAAUAUUUCAAAAAAUUAGAUGACUUAGAUAGAGAUUCUAAAAAAUAACAAUAAACUAAAAAUAAGACUUCAUUUAAACUACCAAUUAUUUAUAAAAUUAGAUCCAAAUCCUCUCAAGUAUAAUAAACCUAUUAAUAACCAUACUCAAAUUCAGAUGCUGAAAUUAUGGACAAUAUUAAGUAAGAUAAAAUAUGUAAAUAAAUAACUGUAAACAUUAGCUAUGAGACCUAUAUUUAAAUCUAUCAAUCAAAUCCUAAAUAAACACCAAUAAAAAGUAAUUUAUCCUAAAAUUAAUACUGAAUUUGAAAAUGAAAAAAUCUCAAACGAUCAAAGUAUUUUAAAGUAAUUUUCUUUAUUAUUAAGACUUUCAUAGUUUUUAAGUGAAAAUUAAAACAAUAUAAUAAAUAUAGGAAAAUAUGUUUAAGAAAAAAUAGAGUAAAAGAGAAUCAAUAAUUUUCGAAUAUUAUAUAAAAAUGCAGUUAAGUAUUAAAGUGAUGAAGGUAAAAUCAUAUAUAAAAAUUUAAUAGAAGAUAAUGGUUGUAAUCUAUCUAAUAAAGAAUUAUAAUAAGUUGAACAUAUUAAAAACAGAAGAAAAUUCAUUCUAAAAAUGGCUUAAAGAAAAUCUCCAAAGUUUCUCUAUCCCUUAGGCCCAAAAAUAAGAGUUCCUAAUUUUUCUCUAGAAAACCAAUAUUUUUAGAUUUAAUAAAAUUUAACUAACAGAGCUUAUUAAGGAGGCUAAUUCUCUCCAAUAAAGAGAAAAACCUAUAAUUUCGAGGAUGACAUUUCUAUUUAAAAAUUAGAUAGUCCACCUAAAGAUAAAUGCUUUCCUACUUCUUCUAUGUAAGAAGAUUACCUAAAUAUAAAGAUUUAAUAAAUUGUUAAAUCUUUUAUAUGA
Paramecium pentaurelia is the source of this 988-nucleotide messenger RNA. The record is from the annotation of a GenBank genome assembly. Lineage: Eukaryota; Ciliophora; Oligohymenophorea; Peniculida; Parameciidae.